Molecule: messenger RNA, 2772 nt
Organism: Solanum pennellii
Lineage: Eukaryota; Viridiplantae; Streptophyta; Magnoliopsida; Solanales; Solanaceae
Exons: 8
Coding region: 1-2772 (923 amino acids)
Molecular function (GO): nucleic acid binding; zinc ion binding
Source: RefSeq, a predicted model, not a curated record
AUGGAGAGAGAGGAGUUUGGGGACCCUAAAAGAGCUCGUAUAUCAGGUCAGUUUCAUGGUGCCUCAUCUGGAGGUAGGGGAUCACAUAGAGUGAGUGGUUCUUUUCAGCAGCGGGGACCUAUUCAUGCAUUUAUACCGACAUUUGAGGGUGGCCAGACAUCUAGGGGUUCUUAUGGCCCGGGUCAGGGCUCGUACGGUUCACAGCAGCGACCUACAGGGCGAGGCAAUUAUAGUGGGUUUUCAGGGUCCACACAACAGUUCCCAGGUCAGAGAUUUUGUUUUACUUGUGGAGAUCCCGAUCAUCUAAUGCGGCAGUGUACUUCACAAAGGGGUCGUGGUGGGCCUCGACCUAAUUCUUCAUUCCAGACUAGACCACCAGCACCACAGGGUAGAGGUCGUGGCAGAGUUCAGUCAGGUAGAGGUGAUAGAGUUUCUAGUAGUGGUGUUGCAGCUCAGCAGAGUGGGGGUAGAUGUACCACCCAGGAUAGAGGUGGACGAGGAGGCCACUGCUAUGCUUUCCCCGGGAGACCUGAGGCGGAGACCUCUGAUACUGUUAUUACAGGUAUCAUCCCAGUAUGCCAUCGACCUGCGUCUGUGUUGUUUGAUCCAGGUUCUACAUUCUCUUAUGUGUCUACGUAUUUUGCUGCUAAAUUUGAUAUGAUAUGUGAUAGCAUGACUGUACCUAUUCGUGUUUCUACACCCGUGGGUAAGCCCUCAAUGCCUGGUGUUCCGAGGGUUGAGUGGAAGAGUGUUAGUGGUUCUUAUCCUAGAAAGGUCAUCUCUUUUAUCCGUGCUCAGAGGUUGGUGGAGAGGGGGUGUUUGUCUUACUUAGCUUUUAUUCGGGAUACUAGUGUUGAACCACCUCCCAUGGAAUCUGUUCCCGUGGUUCAGGAGUUUCUCGAUUCUUUUGUGAUUGUUUUCAUCGAUGACAUCUUGGUUUACUCUAAGACUGAGGAGGACCAUGUCCGACACCUGAGGAUUGUACUUCAGAGGUUGAGAGAAGAGAAGUUGUAUGCCAAGUUCUCAAAGUGUGAGUUCUGGCUUACUUCUGUGACAUUCUUGGGGCACGUGGUGUCCAAGGAGGGUAUUAGAGUAGAUCCGGCCAAAAUUGAGGCAGUUAGAGGCUGGACGCGACCUACUUCACCUACUGAGAUUAGGAGUUUUGUGGGAUUGGCAGGCUAUUAUCGACGAUUUGUUCAGAGUUUCUCUACUAUUGCAGCUCCAUUGACUAGAUUGACUCGACAGGAUGUGGGUUUUCAGUGGUCUGAUGAGUGUGAGGAGAGUUUUCAAAAGCUCAAGACUUUGUUGACUUCUGCUCCUGUGUUGACUCUACCUGAGGAAGGUGUAGACUUUACUGUGUAUUGUGAUGCUUCAGGAGUUGGUUUGGGUGGUGUGUUGAUGCAGAAGGGGAAAGUGAUUGCUUAUGCUUCUAGGCAAUUGAAGUCCCAUGAGAAGAACUACCCUACUCAUGAUCUGGAGUUAGCGGCUGUGGUAUUUGUACUGAAGUUAUGGCGUCAUUAUUUGUGUGGAGUGCAUUGUGAGAUCUUCACUGAUCAUCGGAGUCUUCAGUAUAUCUUUAGCCAGAGGGAUUUGAACUUGAGGCAACGGAGAUGGCUUGAGUUGCUGAAGGACUAUGAUGUGACCAUUUUGUAUCAUCCAGGAAAGGCCAAUGUUGUGGCCGAUGCUCUGAGUAGGAAGACUCCUAGCAUGGGGAGUCUUGCAGCGCUUAGUAUUGAGGAGAGACCAUUGGCUAGAGAUGUGCAGAUAUUAGCUAACAGUCUUGUCCGCUUGCAGAUUUCAGAAGAGAGUGAUGGGAUGAUUGCUUUUAUUGAGGCUCGGUCUUCUUUAGUCGAGCAAAUCCGUGCACACCAGUUUGAUGAUGAAAAAUUAUGUCUCAUUCGAGACAAAGUAUUGAGAGGGGAAGCUAAGGAGGCUGUCCUUGAUUCUGAUGGUGUCUUGCGGAUCGGAGGCAGAAUUUGUGUGCCCAGGACAGGCGAUUUGAUUAGAUUGAUUCUUGAGGAGGCCCAUUGUUCGCUAACCAAGUCUGCCCACUUCAUUCCGGUUCGGGUGAAGUAUACAGCAGAAAAGUUAGCCGAGCUAUAUAUCAGUCAAAUUGUUCGACUACAUGGAGUUCCUAUUUCUAUCAUAUCAGAUCGAGAUGGUCAAUCUGAGCGGACCAUUCAGAUGGCCCCAUUUGAGGCGUUGUAUGGAAGGCGGUGUAGGUCUCCGAUUGGUUGGUUUGAUUCGGCGGAGAUGGACUCUUUGGAUACAGACUUGCUGGGAGAUGCUAUGGAGCAAGUCGUUAUGAUUCAGUAUAGAUUAUUGACAGCUCAGAGUCGACAAAAGAGUUAUGCAGAGCCUUGCCGAGUGGGAGAGGUGGCCUAUAAGAUGGCCUUGCCACCUAGUUUGUCAGCUGUACAUCCUGUUUUUCAUGUCUCUAUGCUUCGGAAGUAUAUUCCGGACGAAUCUCAUGUGCUUUCACUCGAUUCCGUGGAGUUGGGUCCAGACUUGACAUUUGAGGAGGAGCCUAUAGCUAUUUUGGAUAGGCAGGUUCGAAAGCUUAGGACCAAGGAGAUUGCUUCAGUGAAGGUGCAAUGGAAGCACCGAUCAUUGGGAGAGGCAACUUGGGAGACAGAGUCUGACAUGCGUGCCAGAUAUCCUCAACUUUUUGAAGCAUCAGCUAAUUUUUAUUGCAAUUUUGGUCAUUCAAGUCCAAUCCAAUGUGAUUUGGAUAUUUCAUCUAAUAAUCUGGAGCAUCCAUCUUUUGAUUGA